UGUUCGGUGUGUAGCGCUCAGGGAUCUGGUAGGAGCGCUUCGUGUGGAUCGUGUAAUCCUGUUUAAUCUAUAGGGAGGGAAAUAAAUAGGGAAUAAUAGCAGGAAUAAUGAAUAAUAAUACAAUAUAACGGACUGAGGUGGAUUUUGGAUGGAGUCAUGGAUGGAGACCACUGACGAGGCUUAAACCUGAUCGGAUUAAACCACAGGGUCCAGGGUUUUAUAUGUUAUUAUUGUAAUAACUAUUAAAAUUUAGUUGUUUUUGCUGCUUUGUUCAGCUCAGGGUGCCACCUCUGACACAUCUCUGUAAGCUUCCUUCCUUUUCUCAGCAUGUUUUUUUAUCAUUGUAAUACGAUCCAGAAGGUAGAGUUUCACCUGCUCCAGGUCACAGCAGGAGGACUUCAGUAGUUACAAUCCAGCUGAAACUGUUCAUUUCAGGACACCCGAGAAGGAAGCCGUCAUGGACUCAGCUCAGGUAGAGCCUGGUGGUUCAGUCCUGGAGCAGCUGGGUUUGGACCCAAGCUCUGAUUUCUCCGACUCGGGUGUGCAGCAGAUUCUGGAGGAGCAGCGCGAGAGAAUUCGCCGCGAGAUCCGCAAAGAGCUGAAGAUCAAGGAGGGGGCGGAGAACCUGCGGCGCGCCAUCAACGACAAACGCAACGCGCACCAGGUGGAGAACCAGUUACGCUCGUCCAAACGCAAGCUGGACGCUUUACACACACAGCUGCAGGAACUGGACGCACACAUCAUGGUGAAAGGACACGAUGACAGCAAGGAUGACCUCCCGCAUUCGGGGACACCUGGUCGAACGUCAGCCAAUCAGGAGCGCAUCAUGGCUCUUGAACGGCAGCUGAACAUCGAGCUGAAGGUCAAACAGGGAGCAGAAAACAUGAUUCCCAUCUACGCCAACGGAGUAACUAAGGACAAAAAGCUGCUGCAGGCCACACAGCAGAUGCUGCAGGACAGCAAGACUAAGAUCGACUUCAUCCGCAUGCAGAUCCACAAAGCCAAGCAGGUCACGGAGCACACAGCCAACUCCCAGGAUAAGACUGAUAUGUGUGGUGUGGAGUUGAGGAUCGAAGAGCUGUGGCAUCACUACCGUGUGGAACAUGCCAUGGCUGAAGGAGCCAAGAACAUGCUGAGACUGCUGGGAGCAGGAAAAGCUCAGGACAAGAAGGCUAUCACUGAGGCUCAGGGCAGGCUGACGGAGGCAUCCCAGAGACUGGAUUUAAUAAAGGAGUCUCUGGAUCAAAGGCUCCGCGAGCUGCCCGAGGAUCAUCCCAAAGCGUGUCUCAUUAAAGAGGAACUCAUCCUGGAGUCAUCUUCGGCGUUCAGUGGACGCAACAGCACCCCCUACGUACACAACCAGUACAGCACGCUUAGCAAACCAUCGCCACUCACAGGCACGCUACAGGUGCACUUGUUGGGGUGUCUUGGUCUGUUGGAAGUGGUCCCGGGUCGCAACAGGAGCUCAGCGGUGGUGCUGCCGCAUUUUAGCCCUGGUGAUGGACGAUCAUUCAAGCUCAGCAGCCUGAGUCUCAAAAUGCCCAGCAAGCAUGAAGAGCUUUCCUCCGAAGUGAGUGCAGUGUUAAAAGUGGAGAACACGUUGGUGGGUCAGACGAGCUGGAGGACAGUGGGAGAGCAGGCAUGGGACCAGAGCUUCACCAUUGAACUGGAGAGGUCUAGGGAGAUGGAGAUUGCGGUGUACUGGAGGGAUUAUCGCUCUCUUUGUGGCCUUAAGUAUCUCAAACUGGAGGAUUUCCUAGACAACGAGAGACACAGGAUUCACCUUGAGCUGGAGCCACAGGGUUUACUGCUAGCUGAGGUGAAGUUUUUUAACCCCAUAAUAGAAAGAGGUCCCCGACUCCAGAGGCAAAAGAAAAUCUUCUCCAAACAGCAGGGUAAAGCGUUCCUUAAGGCCAAGCAGAUGAACAUGGACAUCGCCACCUGGGUGCGUCUGUUAAAGAAUGCCAUCCCAAGCAGCACCUCCACCAACAGCUUCUCACACAACUCACACACACACCAUACAGGAGUGAUCCCAGAAGAUAAAACAGUCGUGGAGAGCACAUCUCCACUACGAUCACCUGAGAGCCACAGGAAUGAGGUGUCAGAUGCUGUCUCUCCACCUGAUGUAGCUCCAGAGCGGUCAAGCAGGCAUGGAUCCCAAAGUUCCCAGCACAGGCCGAGCAGAGGGCCGCUUUGUCUGCAGGAUUUUCGGCUAAUCGCUGUGUUGGGAAGAGGGCAUUUUGGCAAGGUGUUGCUGUCUGAGCAAAAGAGCUCCAAGACGCUGUUUGCCAUCAAAGCCUUGAAGAAGGGAGACAUUAUCGCCCGGGACGAGGUGGAGAGUCUGCUGUGUGAGAAGAGGAUCUUUGAGACAGUGACUGGAUCUCACCAUCCGUUCCUGGUGAACCUGUUUGCAUGUUUCCAGACGCCGGAGCACGUGUGUUUCGUCAUGGAGUACACGGCCGGAGGAGACCUCAUGAUGCACAUCCACGCUGACGUCUUCUCUGAGCCGCGCUCUGUGUUCUAUGCUGCUUGUGUGGUUUUGGGCCUACAGUUUCUUCAUGACAAUCAGAUUGUGUACAGGGAUCUCAAGCUGGAUAACUUGCUGCUGGACACUGAAGGCUUUGUGAAGAUUGCUGAUUUCGGCCUCUGCAAAGAGGGAAUGGGGUAUGGGGACAGGACCAGUACUUUCUGUGGUACUCCAGAGUUUUUGGCCCCGGAGGUUCUGACUGAUACGUCCUACACUCGAGCAGUGGACUGGUGGGGGCUUGGGGUGCUCAUCUAUGAAAUGCUGGUUGGAGAGUCUCCUUUCCCAGGUGAUGAUGAGGAGGAGGUGUUUGAUAGUAUUGUCAAUGAUGAAGUACGUUACCCUCGAUUCCUUUCCACAGAGGCCAUCAGUCUAAUGAGACGGUUGCUACGGAGGAACCCUGAGAGGAGGCUGGGCUCCAGUGAAAAAGACGCAGAAGAUGUGAAGAAGCAGCCGUUCUUUAGGGAUAUGGACUGGGAAGCCCUGCUGCAGAGGAAAGUGGUCCCUCCCUUCAAGCCCUCGUUAGGAGAAAAGGAGGACGUAAGUAACUUUGACGCGGAGUUUACGAGGGAGGCGCCCGCUCUCACUCCGCCUCGCGAGCCCAGGACUCUGUCACGCAAAGACCAGGACUGUUUCAAAGACUUCGACUACGUCUCUGACUUGUGCUAGUGUACAGAGAACAAGGGCUACAGAGAACAUGGACCAUAUGACCAUACACUGACCAUAUACUGUGACUGGGAGACAUGGGCUGUGUCCCAAUCCACCUCAGAUAUCCUUCCAGAUGCUUCCUUUUCUUUCUGUGCAAAGCUGCAGAACAAGGGAGGAUCGAGUCAGAGACAUGAAGGAGACGAGAUGGCUUGUGACGUGUGGAUCAGCGUGUGACACUGAGACAGAGGGAGAGAGAGAGAGAAAGAGAGAGAGAUCGAGAGAGAGUUAUUUGGAAUAAACCUUUAAAUGACUUAAAGAACACAAACACAAUUAUGUGUAAAAUAAUCCAUCCAUAUUCACAUCUCAGCCUUCAUCCUCAUCUUCAUCUCCAUCUCUACCUUUAUCCACAUCUCAGCCUUCAUCCUCAUCUUCAUCUCCAUCUCUACCUUUAUCCACAUCUCAGCCUUCAUCUUUAUUUCCAUCUCUAUCCCUAUCUCUAUUCUCAUCUCAAUCUCCAUCUUCAUCUUCAUCUCCAUCCCCAUCUCUGUCCUUAUCUUCUUCUCCUUCCUCAUCACUAUCUUCAUCUCCAUCCCCAUCUAUAACCUUAUCUCCAUCACCAUCUGUAUCCUCAUCUUCACCUUCAUCCUUAUCCCCAUCUCAACUUUAUCUUCAUCCCAUCCUCAUCCCCAUCCCUGUUUCUAUCCUUAUCUCCAUCCCCAUCUUCACCCUCAUCCCAUCUCCACCGUUUUCUACCACCCCAGAUCCAUCCUCAUGUACAUCUUUAUUUUAGUCUUCAUCCUCAUCUCUAUCAACCCCCUUAUGUCCAUUCCCAUCUUAAUUUUCAUUCCCAUCUCCAUCCUUAUUUUCAUCUUUAUCCCAAUGUUCCUCCUCACCCUUCAUCCUCAUUUCCAUCUCCAACUUCUCAUCUUCACCUCCACAAUCCGUUUCUCUGUUCACUUCUUUCUCUUCCUUUCUGCUCCAUCAUCAUCUUCUACUCGAUCUAUAAAUGAAUUGAUUGAGCCGGGGUGUGGAAGCUUGAGGAGUAAAUCUGGGAUUGGAUGCCGUUAGUGUUGUGUGAAGAACAACCCAGGAACUAAGAGUCACUCAGAUCUUCUGCUUCUGCUAAAUGAUCAUGAAUGUAAUAAAAGCACAUUACGAUCAACUGUCCUCACGUGGAAUUCUAUUUUUUGUGCGAGAUCUGUCCUGUCCCUGGUCUUCAACAAUUUCAGGAAGGUCAGUCCUUUGUUCUUACGUCAAAUGUGUCGUCUUUCUGUAGAAUCGCUGCAAUAAAAAAAUAAAAAAAUAAAUAAACAA
Messenger RNA from Silurus meridionalis, 4486 nucleotides. It is a transcript of the gene pkn1b, whose product is annotated as protein kinase N1b. Gene Ontology annotation, biological process: signal transduction; protein phosphorylation. NCBI's taxonomy places the organism in Eukaryota, Metazoa, Chordata, Actinopteri, Siluriformes, Siluridae. The transcript is spliced from 22 exons. The record is from RefSeq and is a predicted model, not a curated record. The coding region runs from base 458 to 3193 and encodes 911 amino acids. Gene Ontology annotation, molecular function: small GTPase binding; protein serine/threonine kinase activity; ATP binding.